UUAUCUUCCCCAGCACAGUCGCCAAAAUCCCCAAUCCGAUCUCAGGACCCGAAUGGCAGUAAUCAGAGAGCGAAGGCUACCUAAGGGAAAUCUGACCCUCGAUCUCCCCGGUCAGGAUCCAACAGGCGGCCCUGAUUGCCGCCAGCGCUUCAGCUUCCCCCCACUGCCGUUGCAGCCGGUGGCAACUUUGCCGGCUGCCGCCAUUCCGACGAGCGGCGAGCACCGGCUCUCCGACUUUGAAAAGAUCAAGGUCCUUGGCCAUGGCAAUGGAGGAACAGUCUAUCAGGUCCGCCACCGCCGAACAGGAUCCGUAUACGCUCUCAAGACGCUCACAGCCGACGACUCCCUCCGCCGACGACAGAUCGCACGGGAGGUUGAAAUCCUCCGCAGCACUGAUUCCUCCACCGUAAUUCAUUGCCACGGCGUCAUCCCCACGCCCUCCGGUGACACUGCCCUUCUUCUUGAGUUCAUGGACGCCGGAUCCCUGGAAUCCCUUCUCAACCGCCGUGGACUCCCUUUCCCUGAACUCGCCAUCGCUGGAAUCGCCCGCCAGGUCCUCCUUGGCCUUUCCCACCUCCAUUCUCGCCAGAUCGUCCACCGUGACAUCAAGCCUGGGAACCUUCUCGUGAACGCCGCCGGAGAAAUCAAGAUCGCUGACUUCGGUGUGAGUAAAAUCAUGCGCCGAUCUCUCGACCCCUGUGUCUCCUACGUCGGCACCUGCGCGUAUAUGAGCCCAGAGAGGUUCGAUCCCGAUUCAUAUGGCGGCAACUACGACGCCUAUGCGGCCGAUGUGUGGAGUCUGGGGCUCACUGUGCUGGAGCUCCAUCUCGGUCACUUCCCUCUGUUGCCGCCGGGACAACGACCGGAUUGGGCGACUCUUAUGUGCGCGAUUUGCUUCGGCGAGCCGCCGGAGCUGCCCGAGACGGCUUCCAGCGAUUUCCGGGACUUCAUCCGGCGAUGCCUACAGAAGGAAUCGAGCAAGCGGUGGUCGGUGGCGCAGCUACUUGCGCAUCCCUUCAUUGCUGGGCGGGACAAAGAGGAGUCGGAUUUGCUUUUUCGGGAGAUCAUUUCGCCGGUAGCUGUGGCGGUGGGGUCAUGACUCCCCGCCGGCUGGAAGAGUCGGCUAAAUUUGUGAAUUUGUACAUACACGGCUUCUUGCGAAAGUUCGCGGCCGUCUCUAGCUUUUUAGCUAACCUUUCCCUUGAAUCUUUCAUUGAUUCUGAUAUUUUUGUAUAUAGAAUAUUUUAGUUUUCCGGCAUUGAUUAAGAAUGGAACUUUUCGGAGAUAAAAAAGAAAAGCUUUGAAAAUGAAAAUGUUAUUUGUGCCUCACUGAA
This is a messenger RNA of Dendrobium catenatum, 1334 nucleotides long. RefSeq names its product mitogen-activated protein kinase kinase 9-like. Lineage: Eukaryota; Viridiplantae; Streptophyta; Magnoliopsida; Asparagales; Orchidaceae. The transcript has a single exon. Gene Ontology annotation, biological process: protein phosphorylation. Gene Ontology annotation, cellular component: cytoplasm. The record is from RefSeq and is a predicted model, not a curated record. The coding region runs from base 53 to 1099 and encodes 348 amino acids. Gene Ontology annotation, molecular function: ATP binding; protein serine/threonine kinase activity.